UAGGCAGUAGGUCUGCCAAUAACGUUAUUCUGUUGCGCCUCGUCCCGCCCCGGAAGGAGAACUGGCGGCGUACCCGGCCUGGGGGGUGGGGUAGGGUGCAUGCUGGCGGUGUGUACGGUGCCGUUGUUACGGUACCAUGGCGGCCCAUGGAGGGCCCAGGGUACGGGCUCUAUACUCCUGCGAGCACUGGGAGAUCGUGAAACCGUCAGUGAGUGAGCUUUCCCGGGAGGUCCGUACAAACAUACUGUGUACUGUAAAUGGAUGCGGUAAAGUGCUCCCUAAUCCCCCCGCGCUGAACAUGCACUUGGUGAAGUCCCAUGGAGUGCAGCAGGACGGAAUAACAAAUCCUACAUUACGGAAAGAUUUAAAGGCCUCCCAAAAACUGUAUUGCUGUCCAAUAGAAGGAUGCCCCAGAGGAACCAACCGGCCUUUCUCACAGUUCUCUCGUGUAAAGCAGCACUUCAUGAAAAUGCAUGCUGAAAAGAAGCACAAAUGUGACAAAUGCGGAAACUCAUAUGGCACCGAGUGGGAUCUAAAGAGGCAUAUUGGAUACUGUGGAAAAACGUUUAAGUGCACGUGCGGGUGUCCCUAUGCCAGCAGAACGGCCCUGUUAUCUCAUACCCACAGGAUGGGCCACGAGAUUCCUAUUGAACACAGAGACCCACCUGUAAAGAAACGAAAACUAGAAGCAUCUAAACAAAACCAGAAAACUGUGAUGGAAGAUCCACCCAACGUGUCUGCAACAACUGCAAGUGUUGGCCUGCAGAUGUCGGACAUAAAGGCUCUUACUACCAAUGAAGCAUAUGUGAAUUCCUAUGUGACAGAGAUGCCUUCUAUUCAAUCAAACCAAGCACAAAAGCUUCUUUUACCAAAACCGAAACUGACAUUUAUUAAGUUACCUGUGGUGCACCUGGCCCAUCUGCCAGUCCUUGUCUCAUCUGCGGAGUGCUCCAUGAAGCCCAUGGUUGUGACCGUUAAUAAUCAAGGGCCCAUAAUGAGCACCUUACAAAUAGUACCUCAGUAUAAUGGGACUGUUCUUUCUAGUGUAGAUAGAGAGGCUACCUUAUCUAGUAGUCCAGUAGGUUCUGUAAACACAUACGUGCAGGUUGGUGUGGAAGGAUCAUUGCCACCUGUCUCUAACACAGUGGACACCAUAACUACUAAAGCCAGAACCACAUCUGAUGUACAAACAGACUUAUCAUUUUUCUCGCCCGAUAUGUUGCCAAAUAACUCUUGGACAGCCACUGAAUCUUGUGUGUCAUCCUUUUCUCAAACAGACUUAUCAUUUAGUGCCCAAAUAUCUCUACCUGUUAGUGUGGAGACUCAGACUUUUCAAGAAAGUGGUGCUUUUCCCACAAAAUCUCAGUCAGAGGCCUCAGUCAAUUCCAGUGGCCCUUUUGGCAUUUCUCGGGAAACUCAAACAAACACUAUCUCUAUGUUAAGAGACAACUCGUUGCUGGUGGACCAGUCAGUCAUGUGUGAUAAUAUUUUUACUAGCGCUUGUUCCCUUUACACUGUGUCUACACAAACAAGCCAGGCAGGCCCUACUUAUAUUUCUGGAUCAUUAGGACAAAAUUUACUGGAAACAAAUAACCUCAAAGACAUAAGGGAAGAGGAAAUUAAGCAGACCUCCUUCAUAAACUUUAACUCUCAAAAUGGAACAUUCCCAGCACAAAACAUGACCGAUAACCAAACCCAAACCAUGGAACUCUUGAGUGAUCUUGAAAAGAUCUUGUCGGACAACAUAUCCAACCAGUCGAUGUCUGGUGGAGACACUAAUUUGUCAUCCAAUUGUAAUCAGAACCCAAGCAUAGAUUUUGACAUAGAUGAGUUCUUUUCUGCCUCAAACAUCCAGACUCAAACAGAGGAGAGUGUGUUAGGCAACCUUAAUUCUGAAUAUUUAGAUAUCGAAACGCAAACAGACUUCUUGUUUUCCAAAGACUCUACACAGUCCUUCACGAACAAAGGAAACUCAAACAUUCUUGGCAUGGAAAUGUUUGAUACACAAACCCAAACUGACCUCAACUACUUUUUGGACAGUAAUUCUCACAUGCGAUUGGGGAACAUCCUGAAGCAGUCUAAUUUCUCAAUGAGCACAGACUCAUCAGAUGCUGAAAGCACCACUGAUGUGGCAUCUACCAGCAAAAACCAACCCUGCUCUACCCUGGAAAGUCAUGUGCAGCAGAACUGUGCUGAAACACAGACUACUGACAGCUCCUUUGAUACACUCGGAAGCCUAUUCUUGACUAGUAACGAGACCCAGACUGCAAUGGAUGACUUUCUCUUGGCUGACCUGGCAUGGAAUACAAUGGAGUCUCAGUUCAGCUCAGUUGAAACCCAAACUUGUGAGAAGAGGUUCUCUUUGUUCUCAGAAAAAUCUGACAACUGAACCCUUCACCUCAGAACUAUUCAUGCCGAUAGCAGUGAAUGAUCACCCCCUCCGCCUAUUUAUUGGUUUGUCCAUGCAUGUCUUUAUGUAUCCUGCAAAAACAAACCAGCCUCCUCCUUCUGCAACCGCCAUGGCACGUUAUGGCACCUGUAUGGCGCACAAAAACUACUACAGCCUAUUGAAUGAUGCAGUGCUAUUGUGAAGUGAUUGCAAAAUGCAUGUGUAACUGUACAUCAUACUUGUAGGCAGUUGGUCUAUUUGUAUAUUGGCUAUGACACAUAGAGAAGCACUUUAUUUAUUUGGUUGCCAUUGUAAAUUAUUUAUUCUGUGAUGAUAAAGAAAAUCGGA
Messenger RNA from Hyla sarda, 2737 nucleotides. RefSeq names its product ATM interactor (gene ATMIN). Gene Ontology annotation, molecular function: transcription cis-regulatory region binding; DNA-binding transcription factor activity, RNA polymerase II-specific. Bases 137 to 2389 code for a protein of 750 amino acids. Gene Ontology annotation, cellular component: nucleus. The record is from RefSeq and is a predicted model, not a curated record. The transcript has 4 exons. Gene Ontology annotation, biological process: regulation of transcription by RNA polymerase II. NCBI's taxonomy places the organism in Eukaryota, Metazoa, Chordata, Amphibia, Anura, Hylidae.